Molecule: messenger RNA, 2165 nt
Organism: Sciurus carolinensis (gray squirrel)
Lineage: Eukaryota; Metazoa; Chordata; Mammalia; Rodentia; Sciuridae
Gene: Smim43
Product: small integral membrane protein 43
Exons: 6
Coding region: 1-192 (63 amino acids)
Source: RefSeq, a predicted model, not a curated record
AUGGAGUGGGAGCUGAACUUGCUGCUCUACCUGGCGCUCUUCUUCUUCCUGCUCUUCCUGCUCUUCCUCUUGCUCUUCGUGGUCAUCAAGCAGCUGAAGAACUCGGUGGCCAGCACGGCCGGGACGCUCCAGCCCGGGCGCCUGUCGCUGCACCGCGAGCCCUGGGGCUUCCCGCACGAGCAGGCGGUGUGAGCCUGGUGCGGCCGCGACCCCCGGUAUCCAGGCGAUGCUACCGCGGGAAUAACUUCGUCCUCCAGACCCAGGCGGCGCACUGAGCGCCAAGCACCGCAGCUGCACCAGGAGGCUGGCAAUGGGAGAACCGGGCUGUCUGCAAAGGCAGUACUGUUGGAGUCUAGAAGUUCACCCCGCCCCCGACCUUCUUUGAUGGGAGAUCAUAGGGAACUCUGGCUGUUCAAAUGACUUCCAAUCUUAUUAGGACAAUCUGGAUUGUUUUCUUCAUUUCCAAGCUUGCAAGUGAAGUGGAUGCACAAUUCCGCUUGGAAAGACAGUCCAUUCAAGUUGGAUGAGAAUGACAUCACAUCCACACCUGCAAAACCCAAAACGUCUAAUAACGCAGAUUCCUGUGCCCCGACUUUGAUUUUAGGGCACAGCUGUAGAUGCAGGAUUGAUGCCAUCUGGUGUGAUUCUGCAGAAUAAGAUAAAAUUUACCCUGAGUGUGCCAUGCACUGGCUUUUCUGGGAAUGACAGGAUGCCAGGAUUUGUUUUUGGUUCACUUGCAGGGGUGGAAAGUUGGAACUAGAUGGAAAUCUCCCUUGGAUGGCUAUCUCAUAACAGAGUAGGACGGUGAUGGACAGUGGCUUAAUUAGGGCUGUUCUUUUCUCCAGUAACUCACACUGAUGUGUGCUGGAGGUCCCAAGAUGGCCCUUGCAUCUCCCCACCAGAUGGAGGAAGCCCAGAGCAGUGGCUGGUCAUGCAGUCUGAAUCCAUUUCCUUUGGAAGAGCUUUCUCGGCUGCUCAAAGCUGCCAGCCCCCGUUACGGGCAGCUGCCAUCUGGAUGCAAUGGAGCUUCUGCAGCCUUCAAUUGAAAUCUGCAUUCUUUCAGUGAGGGGUGAUGGCAGCAGGUCUCAAGUGGACAACCAGCUGUCUGUGCCCUGGUGACAAAAUCCAAUUGUGAAGGAGCACAAUGCUUGAAAGGGAUUGAGGCAGUGGCCCCCCUCCCAGCUGCUGGGACUUUGGGCAGCGCUGCUGAGCUGCAGCCAGGUGAGGGAAGAUGCCAGGUGUUCUCCUCAGCAGGCAGCCUUGCCCUCCUGGGCCCCUUCUGGGCGGACGUAUCUUCAUGGAGGCUUAACACAGCCCGAAGCGCUGUUCUUCCUCACGACCAUCGUUUGUGUCCUCUUAACUUUCCUGUCAGUCGGAUUUUAGUGGAAUCUAGGUUUGUGUAUUUGGUGCCCAUAAAAGACCAUCCCUUUUAUGCACUGGGGAGAUAAUCUAUGCAAAGAAAGUCUUCCUGACUUCCUUCUGUGACUCUGCCACCAAGCUAGGAAUAUCCCAGGAGACUCGCUCUCAAAGCUGCUUCCACUAGCAGCCUACAUCCUGGCAAAGCAGAGGGAGAAGAAUCACUUCCCACAUCCAAGGCUGUCCAAAGAACUUUCUGUGAGGAUAGCAACGUUCCAUAUCUGCAGUCUCCACUAUGGUAACCGCCAGUCACAUGAGCCUGGUACACACUUGAAAUGUGGCUAUUGUGACUGAGGAGGUAGCAUUUCAAUUUUCCUUAUGUCAAUAAGUAAAACUGACCGCAUGGGGCCGGUGGCUCUGCUGUCGGACACAUGGUCCAUAUCCUGUGCUUUCUAGUGUUUCAGGGCCGGGGAUGGGUGUGGGCCAGGCCCGUGGCCUUCCUGUUUCACCCUGCAGUGGACCCUCCUCCCUGAGGACGAGGAGAAGCGGUACUUUGGAACUAAAUUCAAUAUGCUAACUUGACAUGUGUACAUCACACACCCUCCUGGGACACAGGAAUGUUCUGGGAGUCUGUCUGGGGGACUGCUUUCAGUGAUGAUGGAUGACAGAGAAACCGCAGGCCAGGUCCACUUCCCCCUCCUAGUGGCCAUCUUGUGUUUCUAGGUCAGAGUGAUUCUACAUUUAUUUUGACCUAUUGUGCAGGUUUUUAAAUUUUUGUAACAUUGUGACUUUUAAAUGAUUAUCCUGUG